AGGACUUCCUCCCCGAUCGCAAAGUGAAGUCACUUCCCAAAAUUAGCUGAAAAAAAGUUUCAUCCGGUUAACUGUCUCUUUUUCGAUCCGCUACAACAACAAACGUGCACAGGGGAGCGAGGGCAGGGUGCUCACAGGGGGCACUCAGAGAGGGCCCAGGGCGCCAAAGAGGCCGCGCCGGGCUAAUCUGAAGGGGCUACGGGGUCAGGCUGUAACCGGGUCAAUGUGUGGAAUAUUGGGGGGCUCGGCUGCAGAAUUGGCCAAAUGGACGGGACUAUUAAGGAGGCUCUGUCAGUGGUGAGUGACGACCAGUCCCUUUUUGAUUCAGCAUACGGAGCGGCCGCCCAUCUCCCCAAGGCAGAUAUGACUGCUUCGGGGAGUCCUGACUACGGGCAGCCCCACAAAAUCAACCCCCUGCCACCACAGCAGGAGUGGAUCAACCAGCCAGUGAGGGUCAAUGUCAAGCGGGAAUAUGAUCACAUGAAUGGAUCCAGGGAGUCUCCGGUGGACUGCAGUGUCAGCAAAUGCAACAAGCUCGUGGGCGGAGGCGAAGCGAACCCCAUGAACUACAAUAGCUACAUGGAUGAGAAGAAUGGCCCCCCUCCUCCCAACAUGACCACCAACGAGCGGAGAGUCAUUGUGCCUGCAGACCCCACACUGUGGACACAGGAGCACGUUCGACAGUGGCUAGAGUGGGCCAUAAAGGAAUAUGGCUUGAUGGAGAUUGACACUUCCUUCUUCCAGAACAUGGAUGGCAAGGAACUGUGUAAAAUGAGCAAGGAGGACUUCCUCCGAGCCACCUCCCUCUACAACACAGAAGUGCUGUUGUCGCACCUCAGUUACCUCAGGGAAAGUUCACUGCUGGCCUAUAAUACACCCUCCCACACAGACCAGUCCUCACGACUGAAUGUCAAGGAAGACCCUUCUUAUGACUCUGUCAGGAGAGGGGGAUGGAGCAACAAUAUGAACUCCGGCAUCAACAAAAGUCCUCCCCUUGGAGGAGCACAGAGCAUGGGCAAGAACACUGAGCAACGGCCCCAGCCAGAUCCUUAUCAGAUCCUGGGGCCCACCAGCAGCCGCCUAGCAAACCCUGGAAGUGGGCAGAUCCAACUGUGGCAGUUUCUCCUGGAACUACUGUCUGACAGCGCCAAUGCCAGCUGCAUUACUUGGGAGGGGACCAACGGGGAAUUCAAAAUGACGGACCCUGAUGAGGUGGCCAGGCGCUGGGGAGAGCGGAAGAGCAAGCCCAACAUGAAUUACGAUAAGCUGAGCCGGGCCCUCCGAUACUACUAUGAUAAAAACAUUAUGACCAAAGUGCAUGGCAAAAGGUAUGCCUACAAGUUUGACUUCCAUGGCAUUGCCCAAGCCCUGCAGCCACAUCCAACAGAGACAUCAAUGUACAAGUAUCCUUCUGACAUCUCCUACAUGCCUUCCUACCAUGCCCAUCAACAAAAGGUGAACUUUGUCCAGCCCCACCCAUCCUCCAUGCCUGUCACCUCCUCCAGCUUCUUUGGAGCAGCGUCACAAUACUGGACCUCCCCCACUGCAGGGAUCUACCCGAACCCCAGUGUACCCCGCCAUCCUAACACCCACGUGCCUUCACACUUAGGCAGCUACUACUAGAACUUAACACCAGUUGGCCUUCUGGCUGAAGUUCCAGCCCUCACUUCUACUGGAUAUUCUGGACUCUAAAAGAUGCUGUAGCUUUGAAGAGAUAAGAAAACUGGAUGUUCUUUCCUUUGGAUAGAACCUUUGUACUUGUUCUUCUAAAAAUGAUUAUGUGUAUGUUUUUUUAAAAAAAAAGAACUUUUGCUUCCUCUACCUACAAAAGAAAAAAGAAAGAAAAAGAAAGAAAGAAAAAAAAAAAAGAUCCUUCCAUGGGCCAGUCCACCAAUUUGGAUUCUCAACCUCCUAUCAUUGAAUGAGUUAAAUAUUUAGGUUACUGGAACCGGUUAUACCAUGAUUCCGAGAAUGGAGUAUGCAUUUUCUGUAUUCUUCUUUUAUGACCAAAGCAGUUUCUUAUCAGCACACGGGUCUCAUCCUUUUAGGAUAAUGAAUCAUGCAUGGACUUGACCAGGGUUGGUCUGGUUUGAGGCUUUAGUAAAAAUCAAGGUAGGAUGUUUAUAAUCUUUUCUUAGGAGGACUUAAUUCAGCGGAUGGCAACUGGAACACCGGCUGGGAGGCUGGUGAAGUCCCUGCCCAACUGGAAUUUAAAAGAUGUGUGUGUAUGUGUAUAUUUAAGAAGACAUGACUAUUACAAAAUUCCUCCCAAUGGGCCAUAUGCGCUUGGCUGACUGUUCUCUCCAGAAAUAGUCAGAAUAUGAACCAAGAAAGUUUAACACAAACACAGACACUCCUGAAGGACAGUGGACUAAGUAACUUUUUGUUUUUGUUUUUGUGUUUUAGCGACAGUGAGUCCCAGGACUUUGAAAAGUCAGGGGGAUUUCUAAACUCAGACAGAUUCGCAAGCGCUGUGCGCUUGUCAGACCACCAGACCAAGGUCAACCAAUCAGAAGGCAACUUAACUGUAUAAAUUAUGCAGAGUUAUUUUUCCUAUAUCUCACAGUAUUAAAAAGAUAAAUAAUUAAAAAGUUAAAGAGUGAAUAAACGAGUUGACCUCGGUCACAAAUGCAGUUUUACUAUCAAAUCAAUCAUUGUUAUUUUUUUAAAGUAUAAUUUGUACAUCUUUUGUCAAUCUGUACAUUUGGGCAAUUUGUACGUUUUUAUAGCUGGUCUCUCUCUCUCUUUUUUUUUAAAUAAGCAUAAUGUGACUAUUGAUGAAAAGAAAACGGAGUGAAAAGUCACCAAGUUCUUAGGAAGAAAAGCCGUGAUACAGUUAUUUUAACGCGCAUGCCCAAACGAGAGAAAAGAUCCCUUUAGAUCUACAAUGCGUCAGAAAUGUUUGUAAAUAACAGAGCUGCAAUAACCUGAUAAGGACAGACAGACGUCUCCUCGUGCGCGCGAGGAGCUCUCCUGCUCUAUAUAGCAAUAUAUUUUUAGACGUGAGAAUAUAUAUAAUUUUGCAGGUAAUCGUGACUUUUUAAACGAUAUUAAGGGUUAAGCUGACAACUGUCCGAUGCAGACUGAGUUGUAAAAUAAUUUGACCUGAAUAAAUUGUGCCUUCUUCCUUUUCUUCUUCUUUCAGAA
Messenger RNA from Rattus rattus (black rat), 3147 nucleotides. RefSeq names its product Fli-1 proto-oncogene, ETS transcription factor (gene Fli1). Gene Ontology annotation, cellular component: nucleus. The transcript is spliced from 9 exons. Gene Ontology annotation, molecular function: DNA-binding transcription factor activity, RNA polymerase II-specific; sequence-specific DNA binding. The coding region runs from base 265 to 1623 and encodes 452 amino acids. The record is from RefSeq and is a predicted model, not a curated record. Gene Ontology annotation, biological process: cell differentiation; regulation of transcription by RNA polymerase II. NCBI's taxonomy places the organism in Eukaryota, Metazoa, Chordata, Mammalia, Rodentia, Muridae.